This is a messenger RNA of Oncorhynchus keta (chum salmon), 3611 nucleotides long. RefSeq lists its product as uncharacterized. The transcript has 6 exons. Lineage: Eukaryota; Metazoa; Chordata; Actinopteri; Salmoniformes; Salmonidae. The record is from RefSeq and is a predicted model, not a curated record. Gene Ontology annotation, biological process: response to bacterium. The coding region runs from base 2275 to 3339 and encodes 354 amino acids.
GACCUGUAAUAAUUUUCCUGGGAUAAAUUCAAACAGUUUAUUUAUUUAUUUAUUUAUGUUUUGUCUCCUAUGAAUUGGAGAUGAUCAGUGUUUUGGGUAGAUUAUAGGUGUGAAUUCUUAUUAGAUGGUUUGGUUGUUUAGCAACAAACUAUAGGGCAAAACAGAUGGAGUUGGUUUAGGUUGUUGACAACAUGUAAUCUAUAUGUCACUUGUUGUCUCUCAAAUAUAUCCUUACAGCACAUUUUUGCCAUAUUUGACAUGAAACCAGUCAAAACACCUCAAAAUAAGACAUGGUAUCAAGAACAAGAUGCAACUAACUUCAAUUAGCGAUUUACGAUUCCCCACAUGGCAGGUUCUUGUCAUUGUUGCUAUCUUUCCGUCUAGAAUCACAACAACACACAAACUGCUGCCCCAUUAAAGCCUGCGCAUCGAUUAAGUGACGCUGUCAGCAAUACCUAUCCAAAGGUGAAAUAUGAGAGAAUGCCGCGCUCUAGUGGACAAUGAUGAGAACCACAGCAGGUCAUCAAGUUCAAAUUCUGUAGGGAUUUGAACAAUUUCUAUUUUCUAUUUCAUACCCCCAAAUUAUAAAUAAAAAAGUUACGUUGAUUUGCACUCAUAAAUUUAAAAAUAAGAGUCAAUGUUUAUAUGUAAUAUAAUGAUGAUAAUAAUGAUGAUGAUACAAUUGUCAUAAGGGGCCAAACCACAUGUCUUUACUCUCCAGUAAACAGAUUAAUUCCAGAACACAGGGCCCGUUGUUCUGAGUUAGCCUGCGUCAGAUUAGCCACCAUUAAAGUCAAGGAAACCAAUACACAAACAGUUUGUUUCUGGAUAAAAAGAUUCAGAGAAGUUUGUGAGCCACAAACAGUGGUGUGAAUUACCUCAGUAAAAAUACUUUAAAGUACUACUUAAGUAGUUUUUCAGGGUAUCUGUACUUUACUUUACUACUCAUAUUUUUGACUACUUUUACUUUUACUUCAGUACAUUACUAAAGAAAAUUAUGUACUUUUUACUCCAUACAUUUUCACGGAUACCCAAAAGUACUUGUUACAUUUUGAAUGCUUAGCAGGACAGGAAAAUUCACGCACUUAUCCUACUGCCUCUGAUCUGGCGGACUCACUAAACACACAUGCUUCGUUUGUAAAUUAUGUCUCAGUGUUGGAGUGUGCUCUUGGCUAUCCAUACAUUACAAUAACACGAAAAAAGGUGCUGUCUGGUUUGCUUAUUAUAAGGAAUUUUAAAUGAUUUAUACUUCUACUUUUAACUAUAUUUUAGCAAUAACAUUUACUUUUGAUACUUAAAUACAUUUAAAACCAAAUACUUUUAGACUUUUACUCAAGUAGUAUUUUACUGGGUGACUUUCUCUUUUACUUGAGUCAUUUUCUAUUAAGGUAUCUUUACUUUUACUCGAGUAUGAAAAUUGUGUACUUUUUCCACCACUUGCCACAACCAAAUUCCGAUUCCAUCAAGCCUUGUCAUCAUCCAUCUAUUUAUACCUGUGGGCUGACUUUGAUAGAUAAUGAAUCUUACUCGGGGUAUAGUGGGUUCCUUCCCACCCAAACAUUGUAUUUGAAAAAAAGUGCCCUCUACAGCCACUGGGCAACAAGCAGUGAAGUGUGGGUAAGUUAUGAGAUCUUUCACUAAUCAAGAGGUCAUGGGUAUUCUCCCUAUUUGUUCGAUCUAGGCACACUUUUAGAUAGGGUUAACUCAUAUUAUGUCAUAGCCACAUAUGUGUUUAUUAGUCACCUAGGGGCCUAGUAUGAAAACCAAGAGCAUGCUGGUUAUGCAGUUGUUCUGCUGUGGUGGGUAAAUUCCCAUUGAGGGUUAGUUCAACCUCUACAGGACAUUUACAUUUAAGUCAUUUAGCAGACGCUCUUAUCCAGAGCGACAGUAGUAUCUGAGGUACUAGCUGUAGAAAGCGGAAUGAGACUCUUCUCUGUUUCCUGUCCAAACAUAAAAACAGAUGUUUUGAACUGAUUUUUGAUUAACAAAUUUCAGUAAAGGUUUCAUUUCUCAAAAAAAAAGAAGCAGCCGUAUCAAGCCAAUAUUUUAUUGGCAGAAUCCAGUAACUCUGACUUACUUACAAUGUCUUCUUUAAACGUUUUUAAACUAUGGUAAGCCAGAGGACACACUUGUAAGAUGGUAGUCAGCCAAUAAAAUCUCUCGUUUCAGUGUUCCCUCCCACUGUUUGAUGGCUACAUGUAAAGUGUCAUCAUAUAUAAGGUGUCCCACUGUCAGACCCACACACUAUGCAGUGCAGAAGUGACUGAUGUAAAAAUGAUGGUCAGACACUUAUUUUUGUUUUACAUCAAUUUGGUUUGUGCUUUUACCAAACUAAACGUAAUCCAACCAACCCCUGUGAUGGUUACUGAGCUGGGAGACACUGUGACUCUCACUUGCUUUCGUCCAAAUGUGUCAGUGACCAGUUUUGAUUGGUUCAAGCAGAGUGUUGGACAGAAACCCCUUCACAUGGCGUCAUCACCAUAUAUUGGCCAAGAUAGUUUUUAUUCCAACAAUUUUAUCAAGGACUUUACUGAGACCAAGCGUUUGGGUGUGAGGAGAGGACUCUACACCUGUAACCUGACCAUUUCCAAGACAGAGCCAGGGGACUCAGCUACAUACUAUUGUUCCACUAGAGUCAUCUAUGAGCUCACUAUUGGAGAGGGAACUGUUUUAAUUGUCAAAGACUCAGAGUCCAACAGCAUGUCUGUGCUCCAGCAGCCUGUGUCUGAGUCAGUCCAACCAGGAGACUCUGUGACUCUGAACUGUACAAUACACACUGAGACCUGUGCAGGAGAACACAGUGUCUAUUGGUUCAGACAUGGCUCAGGAGAAUCCCUUCCAGGAAUCAUUUACACCCAUGGAAACAGGAGUGAUCAGUGUGUGAAGAGCACUGAGGCUGGGUCUCCUACACAGAGAUGUGUCUACAACCUCCCCAAGAGGAACCUCAGCCUCUCUGAUGAUGGGACUUACUACUGUGCUGUGGCUUCAUGUGGGGAGAUACUGUUUGGAGACGGGACCAAGCUGGACCUUCAAGUUCCUGAGCAUCAUCCUCCAUUUCAUCUGACUCCUACUGUUCUGUCAUUGGUCGUCUCCAACAUCGUUCUGGGGAUAGUGACCCUUCUACUGGUCUGGGCGCUGUGCAAGACUCAGAACAGAGACAGCAGAGGGAGGACUGAUGUCCCAACGUCCCAGGGCAAUCAGAAUCAAGACAGUGACGUGUUGAACUAUGCAGCUGUCGGUUUCACCCCCAAGAAGAAGUCCUCCUCUAGAACAGUGAGAGAGAAGACCAGCAGAGAGGAUGCAGUGUACUCUGAUGUCAGAUACCUUCAGCAGCAGUGAAAUAUAUCACCACUGUGACAAAGACUACAAGAAGAACCAUUUUACUAUUUGUAGCAUAAUAAAACUGCUUUUAAUAACAAAAAUGAGUUACAAUGUAACAAAGAAAAUGUAAUUCUAACAUUGUCUAGAUUUAUGCAAUCCUGUAAUGCCUUAAAUAGACAUAUCUUUUGACAGUUUGUAAGAAAUAAUCUGAUGGAGAAUCCCAUUUUUGCUCUAUGACUGUGUGUUUUUAACAUAAUAAACCAUUAAUGAACUCCGUUCAUCUCUAUUCU